ACUCAGAGGUAAGCCUCCCCGGGAUCGGAUGGCACUUCAAACGUGCAGUGCGGAUGCACGCAACAAGCGCAGAAGAGGAGUAUGACUGAACUUGGGAGAGGCUCGCUUUCGAAUAAAUCUACAGUAUUUGGUAUUGUAAGGUGUUCUGUUGUGGCAUCUGCCUUCGGGGACUAUUGCCCACUUCAUCAGAUGUGGAACGUGGAGACUAGUCCAUGAAAAGUGGUGUCUUCAUCAUCUGUUGUUGGUCAGCCGCAGGGGAGUCAUUUGUUCACAUUCACUUUAUUUCUCACCCUUUCCUUUCCAGGGGCAACCUUCACCCACCCUCUCCUGCAGAGAGGCAGGCAUGAUGUAAAGAGUUACUGCUGUUAAAUGGUUAAUACUUCGCUAGGGAGUGUGCAGGAAGGGCUAUGAAGUUACCUGUGGGGCCUUCUUUCUCCUGGCAGCUUGGAAGGGUGCGGGUGUGUCUUUGCUCAAGCUUUGUUCUUAAAGAAUUUGUGCUGAAUUCUUGGGGGUAGCUUCUUUUAUUGACACCCACCCACCCCUGCUCAUGGAUAUUAACAAUUAGUAGGAAACAGUAGGAAAGAAACACGCUAAUCCUAUCCGGUAGUCAGAAGGGCCUGCUGGAAACAAAUAAGGAAUAGUGGAGGAAUCUCUCCCCCCACCUGCUGCCAUAGGCUUACACUACCAGGCAGCUUAGCCUGAUGGUUUUAGAAGAUGUCUGUGACAGACCAGGCUUUUGUGACCCUUGCUACUAACGAUGUUUACUGCCCCGGAGCUCUUGUUCUUGGGCAGUCCUUGAGGAACCACAGAACUUCCAGAAAGCUGGCAGUGCUAAUUACACCUCAGGUCUCCUGCACAAUGAGGACUGCCCUUGGCACCAUAUUCGAUGCAGUGGUUGACGUUAAUGAAAUUGACAGCAAUGACUCAUUGCACUUAGCUCUGCUGAAGAGGCUGGAACUGGGUGUAACCUUUACUAAACUUCAUUGCUGGACUCUUAUUCAGUAUAGCAAAUGUGUCUUCAUGGAUGCAGACACGAUGGUACUAUGCAACAUUGAUGAACUGUUUGAUCGGGAAGAAUUAUCGGCAGCUCCAGAUUCUGGCUGGCCAGAUUGCUUUAAUAGCGGUGUCUUUGUUUUCCAACCUUCCUUAAAAACAUUUAACCUCCUCCUGCAGUACGCAAAUGAACAUGGGAGCUUUGAUGGAGGUGAUCAGGGAUUGUUGAACAGUUUCUUCAGCAACUGGGCAACAAAAGAUAUCAAGAAACAUUUGCCAUUUAUAUAUAAUCUGACCAGUAAUGCCAUCUACACCUAUGCUCCAGCUUUCCAACGUUUUGGCAAAGACGCAAAAGUGGUCCAUUUCUUGGGACCAGCAAAGCCUUGGGACUACAAAUACAACCCUCAGACAAAAACAGCUAGAGAGGAUGGUUCAGCCUCAGUACCUCAGAGUCAGCUCUUGUUCCUUGAACUCUGGUGGGAAACGUACACUUCUAGUAUUUUACCAUUGCUGGGAAAACUACAGGAGUCUUCGGAGUCCAAAAUCCAGAGAAAAGAGCUUAGUUUGAGUGGAGAUAAUGGAAAAACAUUUGAAACAGGAGAUCCCAUUGUGAGUAGUUCUUCAGCCAUCUCAGCAGGUGUAGAACAUAUAUCAGAAGUGGUUAAAAAUUCAUCUGACAAGAUACUUCUGAGAAAUGAAGCUGAAUGCAGUCUUGAUUUCCACAUUUCUGAGCCAAGCAAGUCACCUGCAGAACUCUUGGUUCAGCUUAUCCCUCAGCACCCAGUGCAAAUGGAUGAUAUCACCAGUCAUGUUUCAGAGCUGUCUGUUCAGCUCAAAGCAGAGGAAAAGAAUACAGAAGAUGAACGAAGAAAAUGGGAAGAAGGCCACAUUGACUAUCUGGGGAAAGAUGCUUUUGAGAACAUUAGGAAGAAGUUAGAUUCCUUUUUACUAUAGAUUUUGUUUUUGUAUUCAUAUGGGAACUGGCCAGUGUUUACAUUUGUCUAGAAAAUCUCCAGGAUAAGACUGGUUGUUAUAUGGGGGAAAUACAACCCAAACUAGCAAUUUAAAAAUAGCUCUGUACUUGCUAAAUGCCUUGUGUGUGUAUUGUGUCCAUGCUUGGUCUAAGAGAAUGAAAUAUGCUGAACUUACAAAACUGCCUUAUGCUGAAUCAGACUGUUGGUUCAUCUUGUGUAGUACACAAUAUUCUGCUUGGCAGCAACCUUUAAGCUCUACCCAGCCUGGUUACCUGAGAAUGUUUUCAUUACAAAUGCCAGUUGAUUUUCAUUCAUUUGUUUUCAGUGCAUUGGACCAGUGUUGGGUUUUCCCCUGAUCAGUUUAAUUCUGUUUGGAUGGCGGGGGAAACCAAUUUCUAUAGAUGAUCAAUGCUUUGGAAUUCAUUUGUUUGUUUGUGCAAUUGUUUAGUGUGUUCUGUGCUACAUACAAAGUUCUGUUUCCAGUUCUGUUUAAUCUAUCCGUUCUCAUCCACUCUGGGUGUAAGUUUUAAUAAGCGAAAUCUUGUUGACAUAAAUAUUUAAUUUAAAUUAAUGGAAAACUCUGUAUCUCCUCUUUUGGGAUGCUGAGGCUUCCUAUGACUCCCUUCUGCCCUGGAGAAUGCUUUGGAAGCCACGGGACAGGCAGGGAAGCCUUUAAAGGAAAAAAAUUGCCACCAGGUUGCUGCCACUAGCAUUGGGACCUCCGAUGGCAAUUGUUUACUAUUAAAGGCUUCCCUGCCUAUUCCAAAGCUCCCAAAGGCAGCCCUAGGGAACCUCGGAAUCUGAAGUGGAGUUGUGGGUAGGGAAGCUUUCAAUUCAUUUAAAUUAUGUAUUGAUCCAGUUUAUGUUGGCAUAAAUUUUUGCAACAGAAUUUUUAAAGGCUAUUUUCUUGUGCCAUAACUUUCAUCAUGAGAGUGCUUCAUUGGGUGAUUGGAAGAGAAUAGUUCCUCUGUUAAAGUGAACUCUAGUUUAGAAACACAUGUACCAUCAUGUACCAUAACAUCUUUACAAGAUUUAAGAAACAAGAUAUAAACAGGCCUAAAUCCACUUGUUAUUCCCAGCUAGGAUAGACACAUUGGUGCUUAUGUAACUAUUGAGAGUUCUCAUUUUAGAUUUAUGCUAUAAUCUAGUGGUUCCCAACCUUAUGUCCUCCAUAAGUUCCUGGACUAAAAUUCUCAGAAUCCUUUACCACUAGCUGUGAUGGUCAGGAUUUCUGGGAGCUGUAGUCCAAGAACAUCUGGGGACCCAGGGUUGGGGACCAGUGCUACAAUUGAAUGCUCACUUAACUGGGAAUAGGUCUCACAGAACUCAUGGAGGCUGAGUUCUGAAUACACUUUCAUACCAUUGCACUACACAUAACAAAGCAAUAACUUACGUACUGGAAAAGCCUUUUGUUUUCCUUAGUAGCAGAUCAUUUCAAAAUAGAAUAUAGAGUCCUGGGAUAAACCUGGCCCUAUUUUGAAAGGAAAUUCAUGUGUAAAUGAGCCACUAAGUAACAAUUUUAAGUCUGAAACCCUUUUAUCAAUCAAUUCACUUGGAUUGUAUUAAAACAGCUUUCCAAUAAUGUGUGCAUUCUUUUGUUUGAUUUAAGAUGAAUGUUUUGUAUUGUAGACUGCAAUCCUUUAUAUACUUACCUGGAAGCUAAGACCCAUGGAAUUUACAGGGCAGAUGCUGGUUGGAAGGAUCAUGUCCUGCACUGUCCAGUUGUUUUCUGUCUAGUAGGGUUUCAUUUAAUAGCUCAUGUUAGUUAAGCUUUGCAAGCUGCAGGAAGGAGGUCCUCUUCUCUAUCCAUAAUUGACAGUCCUGUUAUUCUGCAUGAAUAUUUCAUGGUUUUGUGAAUACAUGAUAAAAGAGAGAAAUUCUGUUUUUCUCCUCCAGUUUGUCUCUCCUCAUUUAUAUAACAUUGUUCAUCAUCAAAUAAAUAUUUUAUAUUCUUGAUUUUUA
Molecule: messenger RNA, 3929 nt
Organism: Pogona vitticeps (central bearded dragon)
Lineage: Eukaryota; Metazoa; Chordata; Lepidosauria; Squamata; Agamidae
Source: RefSeq, a predicted model, not a curated record